AUGAUGGUUUUGUUAGAUCAUUAUCAUUAUUCAGUUGAUAUAUCGAAACAUUAUUAUUUACAUAAAUUAAAAAGUAAACAUACUUAUUUUUUGUUGAAUGCAAUAAUUUUCAUUUAUAAUAAUAAAAGUCAACACGAUGAUAUGGGAAAUGUAAAUUGUGCUUCAUUUGUAGCAGAACAAUUAAAACAAUUACCAAAUCCUCAUAUCAAUGAUGAUAGACAAUGUGAAUCGAAAUUUAAAGAAUUAGAAUUAGAAUAUGAACGUAAUAAACAGGUCUUAACAGCACGUAUUAAAACAGUUACAAUAUGUUUCAUUACCAGAUGGAGAACAGCACCUCCAACGAAUGAUUCAUCACCACCAUCAUCUAAUUCUGAAAAAUCAUCUAUAUCAUCAAUAGGUGAUAUUCACCGUCCAACUACUAUUUCAACACCAUCAUCAAAAAAUGCUCAUAAUGUAAUAACAAAAAUAGGAAUUGUUCCUCCAUCAAUUCUAACACAUACACAACAAACAUCAUCUAUUCUUGAAUUACCUUUAUUACCGGUACCUAUUGUUGAUAAACGUAAUGUUAUACCUACUCAGUCAAUAUCAAAUGUUUCUUAA
Rotaria sordida is the source of this 600-nucleotide messenger RNA. The record is from the annotation of a GenBank genome assembly. Lineage: Eukaryota; Metazoa; Rotifera; Eurotatoria; Philodinida; Philodinidae.